Gopherus evgoodei (Goodes thornscrub tortoise) is the source of this 1567-nucleotide messenger RNA. It is a transcript of the gene GNAI1, whose product is annotated as G protein subunit alpha i1. Gene Ontology annotation, biological process: adenylate cyclase-modulating G protein-coupled receptor signaling pathway. The record is from RefSeq and is a predicted model, not a curated record. Gene Ontology annotation, cellular component: heterotrimeric G-protein complex. The coding region runs from base 439 to 1503 and encodes 354 amino acids. The transcript has 9 exons. Lineage: Eukaryota; Metazoa; Chordata; Testudines; Testudinidae. Gene Ontology annotation, molecular function: GTPase activity; GTP binding; G protein-coupled serotonin receptor binding.
CGGGUUUCCUACCCACUUCUUUUCCAUUCCCCACCAUUUCCCCGCAGGCUUUUUUAAAUCCGAGCUGUCGUGCGCACGCGCACUGCCUUCCCCCAGACCUAGAGCGAGAAGGACUGUACGCGAGCGAGCGGCUCGCGCUCCCCCACGCGAGGUGUUGUUUGGAGUGUGUAUGUGCGCGCGCGUUGUUGAGGAGAGCGCGAGACAGGCGGCGCCUUGGGAGCCGGGGCUGGGCAGCAUCACUGGGCUGAGGGAGGAGGAAGGCAGCAGGUCCCUGCUCUCGGGGACCGUUGGCUCCCUUCACGCCCGGAGAGAAACGGCUCUGAGCCUUGUCCGUGUAGCGCGUCCCCCCGCUGCGCGUGUGUGGGGUGAGCUCCAUCACCUGAGCGCCUAGACGGGGGGUUUUCUGGGGGGAUCCGUAACCGCCUACCGCCCCCCAAGAUGGGCUGCACGCUGAGCGCGGAGGACAAGGCGGCGGUGGAGCGGAGUAAGAUGAUCGACAGGAACCUGCGGGAGGAUGGCGAGAAGGCGGCCAGGGAGGUCAAGCUGCUCCUUCUAGGAGCUGGUGAAUCAGGGAAAAGCACAAUUGUAAAGCAAAUGAAGAUUAUCCAUGAAGCUGGUUAUUCAGAAGAAGAAUGUAAACAAUACAAAGCUGUUGUCUACAGUAAUACCAUUCAGUCCAUUAUUGCUAUCAUUAGAGCAAUGGGGAGAUUGAAGAUAGAUUUCUGUGAUCCAACAAGGGCUGAUGAUGCCCGACAACUCUUUGUACUAGCUGGAGCAGCAGAGGAAGGAUUUAUGACCACGGAACUUGCAGGAGUUAUCAAGAGAUUGUGGAAAGAUAGUGGAGUUCAAGCCUGUUUCAAUAGAUCCAGAGAAUACCAGCUUAAUGACUCUGCAGCUUAUUACUUGAAUGAUUUGGACAGGAUAGCUCAAACCAGUUACAUCCCGACUCAACAGGAUGUUCUUAGGACUAGAGUGAAAACUACAGGAAUAGUGGAAACUCAUUUUACUUUCAAAGAUCUUCAUUUUAAAAUGUUUGAUGUGGGAGGCCAGAGAUCAGAGCGGAAGAAGUGGAUUCAUUGCUUUGAGGGAGUUACAGCAAUAAUCUUUUGUGUAGCGCUCAGUGAUUAUGACUUGGUCCUAGCAGAAGAUGAGGAAAUGAAUCGGAUGCAUGAAAGCAUGAAAUUGUUUGACAGCAUCUGCAACAAUAAAUGGUUUACAGACACGUCUAUUAUUCUUUUCCUAAACAAGAAGGAUCUCUUUGAAGAAAAAAUCAAAAGGAGUCCCCUCACUAUUUGCUACCCCGAAUACGCAGGAUCCAACACUUAUGAAGAGGCAGCUGCAUACAUCCAGUGUCAAUUUGAAGAUCUGAACAAGAGAAAGGACACAAAGGAAAUCUAUACUCACUUCACAUGUGCCACAGAUACCAAGAAUGUGCAGUUUGUUUUUGAUGCGGUCACUGACGUCAUCAUAAAAAAUAAUCUAAAAGACUGUGGCCUCUUCUAAGACUUUGCAUUCAAUGAUUUGAAGAAUGACUUCACAAACUUCUAACCUGAUGGGGUUUCAAGAA